Messenger RNA from Numida meleagris (helmeted guineafowl), 4429 nucleotides. RefSeq names its product Wnt family member 16 (gene WNT16). Lineage: Eukaryota; Metazoa; Chordata; Aves; Galliformes; Numididae. The record is from RefSeq and is a predicted model, not a curated record. Gene Ontology annotation, molecular function: cytokine activity; frizzled binding. Gene Ontology annotation, biological process: cell fate commitment; multicellular organism development; canonical Wnt signaling pathway. The transcript has 4 exons. Gene Ontology annotation, cellular component: extracellular region. The coding region runs from base 355 to 1437 and encodes 360 amino acids.
CAUGAAGUCACUGCGGCCCAACGCCUGCAGCACACCAGCGCCUGCACCCCCCCGGCAACCCCACAGGAGCUCCAGUCCCGGAGGAAGAGAAGGACACCGCCGUAGGGCGGUGCGGAGCGACGCGGAGCGGUGCGGAGUUCCCUGCUCCCCGCCCCGGCCCGCCCCACUCCCCGGGCGGCCAAUGCGCGGCCGGGGGAGGCAGAGCCGGGACCGGCCCGGGGGAAAGCAUCAAGCCCAACUUUCUCACCUUGAAGGGAAUAAAGCUCUCCCGAUGCUUCCCCGCCCGCCGCCCUCUCCGCCGGCCCGGGCUGUCCCCUUGGAGGACGGAGCCGAGUAGGGACUCGAUGCGCGGCCAUGGGGCGCGGGGCCGCCCUCGGUGGGAGCCUGCUGCGGGCAGUGAUGCUGCUGGCCCUCUGCCCCGGCGCCGCGGGCGGCACAUGGAUGUGGUUGGGCAUCGCGGCCGCCGGCGGGCCGGAGAAGCCGGGCUGCGCCAGCCCUCCCCUGAGCCCCGGGCAGCAGGAGCUGUGCAGGCAGAAGCCGGAGCUGGUGCCCGCCAUCCGGGAGGGAGCGCGCCUCGGCCUCCAGGAGUGCCGCAGCCAGUUCCGACACGAGCGCUGGGACUGCCGCCCGCCGCCCGCCGCCCCGCGCCGCCCGCCCGCCGCCUUCGGGCAGCAGCUGAGCAGCGGCACGAAGGAGUCCGCGUUUGUCUAUGCAGUGACAGCAGCAGGGCUGGUGCAUGCCGUGACCCGCUCCUGUAGCGCAGGAAAUGUGACCGAGUGCUCCUGUGACACCAAGCUACAGGGCGGGGGCUCGGCCAGCGAGGGCUGGCACUGGGGCGGCUGCUCUGACGACAUCCACUAUGGGAUGGCCUUCAGCAGGAGCUUCCUGGAUGCACCCAUCAGGAACGCUACGGGGAAGAGUGGCAAUGGGCUGCUGGCAAUGAACCUGCACAACAACGAGGCUGGGAGGCAGGCUGUAGCAAAGCUGAUGUCAGUGGACUGCCGUUGUCACGGGGUUUCUGGGUCGUGCGCUGUGAAAACUUGCUGGAAAACCAUGUCCUCCUUUGAAAAGAUUGGCCGGUUUUUAAAGGAUAAGUAUGAGAACAGCAUACAGAUAUCAGACAAGCUGAAAAAAAAGCUACGCAGGAAAGAGAAGAGCCAGCGAAAAAUACCGAUCCAGAAAGAAGACCUGCUGUACAUGAACAAAUCGCCCAAUUACUGCGUCGAAGAUCAGAAACUGGGGAUCCCUGGGACUCAGGGCAGGGAAUGCAACCGCACGUCGGAUGGACCCGAUGGCUGCAACCUGCUGUGCUGCGGGCGCGGGUACAACACACACGUGGUCAGGCACGUGGAGAGGUGUGAGUGCAAAUUUGUCUGGUGCUGCUACGUGCGCUGCCGGCGGUGCGAGACCAUGACCGACGUGCACACCUGCAAGUAGGGCUCAGCACAGAAACAGCCGAAUCACCCCACGCUGGGCUGCCAGGCAGGCAGCAGUUACUGGGACAGGGACUGUGGGGGAUCUGCGUCCGGGAGAAUGGGCGUCGCCAAACUGGGCGUACUCCAAACAUGUGGUGUAUGAAAGAGCCAUGAGUGGACAGCAACCUGCACGCAGGGACAGCCACAACAGGGAAAGACUCCUGAUGGCACUUUUGAGCCAUCUCUGUGAUAGAGUUGAAACGUCUCCAGGAACUUGAGUAGCCACAACAUCUUGAAGAUCAAUGUGGUCGGUAGGUACAGUGCAGAGAACCCGAGAUCUUAUCAGUCAGAGGAUGAAAGACUGGGAGGCUUGUAAGACGCAUUAGAUGGAUCUGCUAGAUGCUUCAUUUCUACCAGUCUUACAAAAAAAAAGAUACAGGAAUGUUGAAUGUUCUGUUCACCCUGAGGCAUUUGCUUUGUGACCUUUUCAAAAGCUCUCUGCAUGAUGUGCAGAAGAGCUCCUGGUACCCAAAAAUGUGCGUGCCUAUGGAUAGGUGGGGUAGGAGAGGACGGCCGAGUGGCCUGGAGCAAACCAUGCCCAGAGCGGAGGGGCUGGAGCACAGUUCGGUGAAUGUGGUGAGCAUGGUGUGCUAAACAGCAACCUCAGGGUCUUGUACAAGUUGUCUUUCAAAUGCACAAAGGCCAGGUCUGAGGAGGGACAGAAACACAGCUUGGUAUUUGAGGGAAGUGCAGUCCCUCAUAGGUAUCUCCUCAGUACCUGAGUGCACAGUUUGCAGUCAACCCAUCAUCAUCCCAGUGUUGGACUUUGUGUGUUAACCUGCCAUGUUCAGCCAUCCUGGUGGGGCUCACCAGCAUUUUCACAAUUAGAUGUGAGAGUCAGCCCAAAGAAAUCUGUCAUUAAAUGAGAGGUUUUAAACACAUCAAUCACAUUCUCUUAUAGGAGCUACAGCUAGAGCUUUUCAUUUGUAUCCCAAGUAAGCUCAGUGCACAAUGUCACUGAAGGAUUGGCUCACACCACUAAAAUAUUUCAACUAUUAUCAAUAACAUUUUGUCCCCUCCAUAUGUUGGCUUAACUUUAUUUUACAUCUGGAAAAGGUUGUUUAUUUUUAUGCAAGGAUAUAAUUCCUGGUUUAAAGAAGCAUCACGGGAAAGGAUUUCUGUUGUUUAAAUGUGCAAAGACCUAUUUUUGAUAAGACAAGAAAAUUUAUAUUUUGUAAAUAUUUAAAUUAUGCAAGUUAUGUAAGAGGCUUCCAAAAUGAAUGUGCUAAGAUGCCUUUGACAUUUGCUGCUGUUUGUUACUAUUGCAGCAGCCUCUAACUGGUUUUUAUUUGCAUGUGCAGGGGGAACUCACUCAGAAGAUUACUGAAAUGAUCUUUCUUUUUACAGUCAGGUUGGUUAUAACUGUUGCAGUCAACACACUGAUGAGAAGCACUUAUUUUGCUGUUCUAAAUGAUCAUUAAUUACUAUUCUGUAUAGUUUUUCUGUUCUUUUCAACCCAUUUUGCGUACAGUGACAUUUGGGUCCAGUGGUAAGUGGCAGAACUCCCACUGACAUCAGGGGGACUGCUCAGGGGCUGCAGUCUCUUAACUUGUUCCACACUGGCAGGCAGUUUUUAGGAAGAUAUCUGCUGAGACACUUUGGUUGAGGCUUUCAAAGCUGUCAUUCGUUUUCUCGUGAAAGUUGGUGACCAGAUUCCCUGUCACUGUUUAUUGGAUGUGUAGGUCAGGAGGAAGGAAACAAAACCUGCACUGUGGUUUGCUGCUGCCUUGUGUGGAAUAUCAGGAAGAGAAGAAGUCCUUUAUCUGCUGGUUCUUCAGGAACCAUCCUCCACUUUUGGCCACUCUCUGCAUUGACCUAGCCAGAUAAUGGGGAGAAAACGGUGUGGGGUCCUGGGCACAAGGUCAGUUUCAGGGAUUUGCCCAGGAGAUAAGAUUUCAAAGGGCUGUUUUUGUGAGUUGGAGCAGAAGGGGCACGCACAUCAGCAUCUCACUGAGGAGUGGGGCAGUUGUGACAGGGCCAACGCGUUCAAGGUGUCGGUGCCUGCUUGGGUAGCUCCUGUUUGAGGCUGCAGAGCAGUCAUCUAGAUCAAAAAGGUAAAAUAAAAUCAAUUUUGUUGUUAAAUGUUAUUAAUAAAAGAUUUUUUUUUUCUGGUUGAAAGGGGAAAGAGUUGUUUUUUUCAGAGCGUGACAAAAGACAACAAAGAGAUGCAGGAACGUGGUUUACGAGACAGUAUGUGGUUUAUGAAAGCUGGGAUGGCUGAACAAAUGGUGUAUGAGGGAUCCGAAGCUUUGCUAAAAUCCAUCCUUUUUAAAAGUCCCACUGUGUGUGUGCUCAUCCAAACAAGAGAGAUUAGAAAAAAAUGGGAAGAAAUGCAGAGUUUGAGUGGGAGAUAGGCCUUAUCUCUGUGUCCUUUGUGCACGAGCAGCAGUUUGUGAAAAGUAGCUAACCAGUGAAAAAGGCCACGGGUUUACUUUUUGAAGAGCAGAUAAUGGUGUCCUCUUCCUGAAACAAAAACCAUAGGUGUCACUUUGAGAACAGAAAUGCCCAGGGACUGACUGCGUUCUCAGAGCAGAGCUGUAGCACUGACUGAAGCACGGGGCACACGCUAGCAGCUGAGGAACGCCAUCUUUUCCUACCACUGAGGCAGAUCAUGCCAAAGGAGGCAUUCUUUGUCUCGGCCUGUAACGUAGCGUAGACAUCACUUGUCCGCCUACCCAUGAACUCAGCUUUCCAGUCAGGGCUACGCAGGACCAUCCCAGCUCUGGCUGGUGGGCAGGUGCUCAAGGAUGGGCAGGGCCCACAGCAGUCAGCUGCAUGAAGUUGCUUUUCCUAAACAUGGGCUCCUACGGGUUGCAUUUCUGGAAGUCAAAUACGCUUUUUUCCUUUCACAAAUCACAAAUGUGAACUCCACGUUAAAUGAAUGCUAGAGAUAACUAAUGCUCAAGCACUGAUUGAUACUCAAUGCUGAAAUACACUACAUUAAGAAAUUAACA